AUGCCCCCCAAACAUAAUACAAAACCCAACAUGCAGGUAUUUACACAUCAUCCCGAUUUCUCAUCAACGAGUGGGGUAUCUCACUCCGUCAAUUUCGUGUACUUCACACUGUCUCUCCAAGCCAUAGUCAGCUCAGUCAUUCAGCCGUUUACCUCUCAGCACAGAACACACGCCACACGUCGUAGCCACGUCGUGCCGCCGAGUCGCCGUUUUCCGACGAUGAUCAUCUCCGUCGUUGCUCCAGGUGUCUUUGGUGAUGGCACCGACAAUGUCGUCGUGGAAGAAGAUCUUCUAACCUUCCUCGUUGUGGUGCUUCCGGUUCUGUGGACGGGGUGUGUGACACCAGGCUUAAUUAGCAACUAUCCGGUCUCUCGAAAAGGGGCUUACUGUGCUUACUCAGCAACUUUGGAGUCAGUAGCCAAUGUCUCAGAUGAUUGGCCACAAGGCAGAGGAAGUGUCGCCAACGGCAUAAAUAUUGUGAUGAUCCGCAAACUCGGGCGUCGAAAUAAUCUUAGAAGUGCUCCAGCUCCUGAUGCUGCCGCUGGCGCCUGUAAGAAAUAUAGUGACCAUCGGGCUCGCCAUUUAUCUGAGACGUUUUGUCUGUCAGAUCUCGCUUUUCAACCAACGGCAUACAACCUUUCAAUUCUCCGCCCUGUUGGUAGUUGGUGA
Molecule: messenger RNA, 669 nt
Organism: Annulohypoxylon maeteangense
Lineage: Eukaryota; Fungi; Ascomycota; Sordariomycetes; Xylariales; Hypoxylaceae
Exons: 2
Coding region: 1-669 (222 amino acids)
Source: RefSeq, a predicted model, not a curated record